Belonocnema kinseyi is the source of this 3211-nucleotide messenger RNA. RefSeq names its product CTD small phosphatase-like protein 2. The record is from RefSeq and is a predicted model, not a curated record. Gene Ontology annotation, molecular function: phosphoprotein phosphatase activity. Lineage: Eukaryota; Metazoa; Arthropoda; Insecta; Hymenoptera; Cynipidae. The coding region runs from base 136 to 1821 and encodes 561 amino acids. The transcript has 8 exons.
UUUCGGGGGAUGAAAAGUGAACGCGUGAGUGUCGUUUAAAUAAAUUUUCGCAGAAUUGCAGGCUGCCGUCCUUUUUGGACGUCUGACAGCGGCACCGGUGAACUUUAAGAGAUGGGUAAUUGAAAGAAGUUUGAGAUGUGGCUCAGAAGUGAGCAUCUGAGUCGAAGGCUGCGGGGCCGUUUGAGCACCAAGUGUGUGGCUGGACCGAAAGUUACGGAAAGGCGAGUUCAGACUGGCGCUGUCAGGAAGGUGCCAGCCAUUAACAACAGUAGUCAACGCGUAAACACUUCCAGUAGAUGCGGCAGAUUAUCCCGUUGGAGACGACGUUCACCGAAUUUUCUUAAAGAGGCAUGCAAGGAAAACGUUUUACACUUUGCUAAAUCUCCACCAAUCAGACGUGAAAGAGGACCUCGUCGAAGAAAAUGUAUAAAGCGUUCAAUGGUUACAUCAACACCCUUACAUCGUUCUGGGCCUAAAGACGCAAUUAUUCCUCCAAAAUCGGCCAAACCAUCGAAACCAGUUAACGAGUCGAAGGAAAAUUGGAGUCUCUCCGCCCUAUCAGUUUAUCCUUCGGAAGUAAAUGCUUCAGAAUCUGUGAGUCCGCCUUGCUCUGAAGAUUUUAAGCCAACUCCAAACUGUCCAUCUAUAACUGAACUCAUGCCGUCUCCAACCGAAGAAUCACACUCGGACCUUUCGUACCUUUUGGACGAAGAAGGGAGCAGAACUUCUGAAUUACUUUCUCUCCACUACUCAGCAAUAUGCACACCAAACGAAACUUCCGAGGAAUAUUACAGUGUGAUGCACUCGUCUUCGGUGUACAGUAAUCGUUCGUCCUAUCCUCCCGAAAAGUAUUUUCCAAAUGCAAACACCAAGAACACCUCCAUCAACAAUAAUGAAAAGAACAGUGAGUUGUCGAAGGAGCAGUAUUCCAAUGUCGAGAGCGAAUCUUCGAAAUAUGAGUCUACCGUGGUGUACUCGAAUUCCAAAUAUAGUAGUUCACAGAGCAUUUACACUGUGAAUUCUAAUGACACAUCCGAGGCUAACUGCGACGAGAGGUAUAAUUCCGAGGAUGUUGAUGGGGAUUAUCAAGAUGUGAAGUAUAUAGAAGUGGGUGGAGAGGAAGUGGUGGAAAGCUGCGAUGUUGAUACCAUGGUUACGCAUGUUCAGGACGACUGGGAACCUUUUGAUCCCUACGUCUUCAUCAAGCAUUUGCCACCGCUAACAGCGGCUAUGCGAGCCAGAUGUCCCGCUCUUCCUCUUAAAACUAGAAGCAGUCCCGAGUUUAGUCUAGUUCUCGAUUUGGAUGAAACUCUCGUGCACUGCAGUUUGCAAGAGCUUUCCGACGCGUCAUUUCGUUUUCCAGUCGUCUUUCAGGACGUCACAUACACAGUCUUCGUUAGAACUCGACCCUUUUUCCGCGAGUUUUUGGAACACGUCUCCUCUCUCUACGAGGUCAUUCUCUUUACUGCGAGCAAACGUGUAUACGCGAACAAGUUGAUGAAUCUGUUAGAUCCUACAAGGAGGCUAAUUAAGUAUCGCUUGUUCAGAGAGCACUGUGUUUGCGUUAAUGGUAACUACAUCAAGGAUUUGUCUAUUCUUGGAAGGGACUUGUCCAAAACUGUCAUCAUCGAUAACAGUCCACAAGCUUUUGGCUACCAGUUGGAAAAUGGUAUACCAAUUGAGAGCUGGUUUGCUGAUCGUUCAGACAGCGAACUGAUGAAGCUGUUACCUUUUCUAGAAAAUCUUGUGCAUUGGGGAGGCGAUGUUCGACCGCACAUCAGAGAACAGUUUCGUCUCUUCAGUUUUCUACCACCCGAUUAAUUUAAGUAAAUUAUAAAAAUAUGCUUUAGACCGAAUCAAGAGCAGUUUGCUUUUAAUCUGUUCGGUUGGUCGUAAUCGUACUAUAGGAUAAUCGUAGAAUUCCCUAGAGCGAAAUCGUAAGACAUAUUUCCUAGUUGGGUCUAACGACGAGUCUCUCUUUAAUUAAGAAUUAUAAUUGAUCGUUAUAAAAAAAACCUAAAGGUUUAAACAUAAUUUAAUAAAAAAUAAGCAUGUUUAUUUAGAAAAGAAAUCGAAUCUAUCGUUUUCAGUUAUCGAUUUGAAUUCGCGUCGUUAGGCCUUACCGAGAAAUAUUCGCAAUAUUUAAAAAAAGUUGAUUAUAAAAAAUAGGUGCUUACGAGGUGAAUAUCUAGCGGAAUUUUCAAACCAAUGCCAUUAUAGGUUUUAAAACUCGAGUUUUCUUUUCGACGAAUCGACUUUUAUCGAAAAAACUUUCAUUUUCUCAUUCACUAAAUCGUUUUCAUUUUUAUCAUUAUUCUAAUCAAAAACUAAUUUCUGAGAAAUGCACCUCGUACAAAUGUAGGUUAUUAAUGAAUCUUUAAGAUUAAUUUACGUACUGAUUAAAUAUGUCAAUCCACAAAGACAAGAGUGUUAGAAACACACUCUUUAAAACUUCCGAUACCAGCUACAUGUUUAUACAAAUAUUUUAAUGGUUGUUUCUUUUUAUAGUGUAUAAUAUUCGUUCUACAAAAAAAAACGUACUUUCGUGUAGCGAGCAGGAUAUUUUUUUAAAGAUAUGACAACAAAUUGUCGUUCAGAAACGACAGCAAAUAUAUAAUUUUACAUGCCUGUUUUAUGCCUCUUAAAAGAGCCACACAAUAUAAUUAUAAUCGCAAAAGUAGAUAAUUACUUUUUCCUUCGAAAGCUGUGAAUUUUUUAUUUUCUGUUUUAUUACGUGACCAAGGAACUACAAUCAGUGUCAAUUAAAUCUUUAGUUGCGUGUGAAUUUCUCAACGCACGGCCGAUAUUUGCACACUUGAGUGGCAUUUAGCUAACUCUUUUUUCAUAAGCGUUACGCUCUUUUCUAGUUUUAUAUAUUUUAGUGAUAAUAAGACGCGCGGAUUACGUGAAUUUCACGUCAUUUGGCAAGUGAUGUACCUUUUUUGUUUAGUGAGCUUUUAUUUUACUUUUGUCUCGUAAAUUGCCUGCACACAUUCUUUUAGUCAUAUCUAAUCGAUUCGAUAAUAUUAUUCACAAUGUGCUAGAGAUGUUUUCACAUUUUUUUUUUAUAAUAUUUCUAUAAUCAAAAUAGUUGAAACAUGAAAUAGUUUCUAGAAUAACUUUCUUGUAAUCUUGGAGAGGAUCAGCCAUAAGUUAAGGAUAAGCGGGGGCGGAAGUUAACAUUUUAGGGUGGCCUCUGAUUUACCGAUUU